Prunus armeniaca (apricot) is the source of this 258-nucleotide messenger RNA. The record is from the annotation of a GenBank genome assembly. NCBI's taxonomy places the organism in Eukaryota, Viridiplantae, Streptophyta, Magnoliopsida, Rosales, Rosaceae.
AUGGGUAAGGAGUUCUUUGUGGUUCCAAGGUUUUGGCACAGCUGGUUUUUCUCCAUAGGGGUGGAGCUCCUCCUUCUUUUCUCCUUGGUUUUCAAAAUAGAGCUUGCACCGGAAAAUGAGAUAGGUGGAGCUUUUGUCCGCUGGCUCUUCUUCCUACACUCAAGGAUUUCUGUUGAUCUCUGUCAUGGCUUCCUAUUUGACCAUCUUGGAGUCUUAACAAGGAUGGAGCACGGCGCCAACUUUUCUACAAGUCGCUAG